Molecule: messenger RNA, 2462 nt
Organism: Xiphias gladius (swordfish)
Lineage: Eukaryota; Metazoa; Chordata; Actinopteri; Istiophoriformes; Xiphiidae
Gene: polr1c
Product: RNA polymerase I and III subunit C
Exons: 9
Coding region: 205-1134 (309 amino acids)
Biological process (GO): DNA-templated transcription
Cellular component (GO): RNA polymerase III complex; RNA polymerase I complex
Molecular function (GO): protein dimerization activity; DNA binding
Source: RefSeq, a predicted model, not a curated record
UGCCCCUUGUGAUGUUUAGGUUCGUCGUCGCUCCUGGCCCGGCCCGCACGGGACCGUCGGCUCCUGUGUAAAGGGCCGAACAGUUACCGCUGCUCGCUGGAACGUUAGCAGUGUUUGACAUGAGCCCACUCUACCUCCGGACAGUCGGGUGUUCAUACAACAGAUUUCCCUGGAAAUUACCCUGGCUAUGAUGAUACCUGGGAUAUGGAAAAAUUUCAAAAGAACUUCAGAAUUGACAUAGUGCAUCUAGAUGAGAGCAGUAUGGAAUUUGACAUGGUGGGCAUGGAUGCAGCCAUUGCCAAUGCCUUCAGAAGGAUCCUACUAGCAGAGGUGCCUACCAUGGCUAUAGAGAAGGUGUUUAUCUAUAACAACACAUCCAUCGUCCAGGAUGAAGUCCUGGCACACAGAUUAGGCCUCAUCCCCAUCAAAGCUGACCCCCGGCUGUUUGAGUACAGGAACACUGGUGAAGAUUUGGCAGAGGAAGAAGGAUCAGAAAUAGACACAAUUCAACUGCAGCUGAAGGUUAAAUGCAGCAGGAACCCCAGAGCCAGCAAAGACUCCUCUGACCCACGAGAGCUGUAUCUGAACCACAUCGUUUAUUCCAGGGACAUAAAGUGGGUCCCCAUUGGGAACCAAGCAGACGUGUUUGCAGAGUCCACCAUUGGACCCGUACAUGACGACAUCCUGGUAGCUCAGCUACGACCAGGACAGGAGCUGGACAUUAUUAUGCACUGUGUCAAAGGAAUUGGUAAGGACCAUGCGAAGUUCUCUCCAGUGGCCACAGCCAGUUACCGCCUUCUGCCAGAGAUCACCCUCCUGGAGCUGGUGGAGGGGGAAAAGGCAGAACGCUUACAACGCUGCUUCUCACGAGGAGUUAUUGACCUGGAAGAUGUUGAUGGGAAAAAGGUUGCUAAAGUAGUGAACAGUCGCCUGGAUACAUGCAGCAGGGAAGUCCUCCGACAUGAUGACCUGAAGAACGUGGUGAAACUCGGAAGAGUGCGAGACCAUUUCAUUUUUACUGUGGAGUCCACUGGCAUCCUGCCUCCAGAUGUCCUGGUCACAGAGGCUGUCAAAGUCCUCUCGGCCAAGUGUCAGAGGUUUCUCAGUGAUCUGGACUCUACUGAAAUGGAGUGAAAUCAUGACUAUGCAUGCUCAGACCCACCACAGAGGCUCUGGUUUUGAAAUAUGCCCCAACCUACCAGGGCUUGGAUUUUUGAUGCGGUGCACUCAGUGGAAUGGCUCUGUUGAAUCUUGGCCGUAUUGAUAAAAACUACUGUAUUUUCAAAAAGCAGAUAUUGCCAUGGUUGGUACACUUGCUUGUAAGUAUGUAUAUACUGCUGUCUCUAGUUUUUAUACCACUCUCGAUUUAUAGAGGAGCUCAGUUUUCGUUAAAUAAACAUGCUGAAUUUAAUAAAAACAUCACCAAUAAUAUCUAAAAGUUCAGACAUACUUUACAAUUUCCUGUGUGGAUCUGUGUAUAACAUAAUAUAAUAAAGCAAAAUAGAAACAAAAAAUAUGAUAUAAUUGAAAGCACAGAUGUUAUUACAGGAUGAGUGUAGUAUAAAUAGUAUAUACAGUCCUGGGUGAAAACUAAUUAAUUGCCAUAGGCCACCAUUAUCUGCCCACUAAUUAGUUUAUCACGAAUAUAUCAAUGUAUAAGUUGGUGGAAAAAGCAGCACAGAUACACCAAAGAUGUUCGACAUAAUUUACAGACUGUCUCAAUUUCAUAUUUUGUCCACUGGCAAGUUUAUUUUUCAACUGUAAAAUGUUCCACCAAGCACAUUAUGGAUCAUAACCAGGAACUAAGAAAUACUAAGAGUCUACGUCCCACACCCCACCCACCAGACACACAAUGAAAGUCUGUCAAAUAUUCAAAUUUUUCAGGUUUCCAUAUUUUAUUUUAUUCAGUUCAUCUGUAAAUGGUUAUUUUGAAAUGGAAAUGUAAAGCUUUUAGAUUUAGUUUCAAAGCAUUCAUGUGCAAAUAUUGUCCACUCAAAUGAUCCAUACCUUCUGAAAAAGAUUUUUUUAAAAUCUUACAGAACUUUACAGGUGCUGUAGAAUCUUUUGUUUUUGUUGGCCUAAAACUACUCACUUAAAAACACCGAAUGAGCCAAUGAAUUAUCCACUAAGUAUUAGCUUUAAUUUUAGAAUUUAAACUCCCCCCAGUCUGCUAAAAAAUACAAAGAUUUACGGGCAAAAAAACUGAGGACCUGACUGCCUUGUCCUCAGUCCUCAGUGGUAGCUACAUCCCUGUAUAUGUGUCACAUUAACCAGUUUAAGGAAUCCUUAAUAAAAAUGUGUCUAUAUAAUGUUUUUCUGUAAUGUAAAAAUGAGUAUCAACUGAGUACACUUUUUAAUGAAUAUGGAUAUCUGUAUCAGUCUCGAAAAUCCAGUACUGUUAAGUCUUUACUGUCUGCACAGUGGAUGUGUGUCACUACUUAAACAACUGCAUCAAAAAGCAA